UUGGAAGACAAUAGUGAUUGAGACUUGGAGAGGAAACAAAAAGAGUGACAAAGAGGAGGAAAUCAAUCAAUAGCAAAAGAUCAUGUCAGGAGCACAGGGAGCGUUACCAAAGGAGUCGUUUACAGCAACGACAUAUGAGUCGGUGAAAGAUGGAGAGAACAAGACGAGGACCGAUAUUCGGUCCGUGGAGGACGAGGGUGGCAUCCAGGUUGAGAAACUCCAAGAUAAGGUGGAGGAUCCUGCUGGUCAAGGCGGACCUGUUUUUGGUGCCGGUGCUGAUGCUGGUCAAGAUGGUGACAAACCAGACUUGGGUGUCACCGGAACCGCCUAAGCUUAGCUUUAAUAAUAAAUUGGCUUAUAUAUAUAUAUAUAUAUAUAUAUAUAUAUAUAUAUGGUAUGGGUGUGUGUGAAUAUAUGUAUAUCGCUGGUAGUAUGUGUUUCUUUCUAUGUAUAAGGUGCAUCAAUAUGUGACCAAUGUUUCUUUCUAUAUAUGUAUAAAAAAUUCUAAUGUAUGUGUUUCUUUUUCAAUCUCU
Messenger RNA from Cornus florida, 533 nucleotides. RefSeq lists its product as uncharacterized. Bases 83 to 331 code for a protein of 82 amino acids. The record is from RefSeq and is a predicted model, not a curated record. The transcript has a single exon. NCBI's taxonomy places the organism in Eukaryota, Viridiplantae, Streptophyta, Magnoliopsida, Cornales, Cornaceae.